AUGGCGCUGCCGUGGUCGCUGAGGAGCUGCCUGCAGCGCCCGGGCGUCCUCCGGAGCCCCAGGGCCCGCCUCGGGGGCGCGGGGGGCGGAGGGCUCAUCCUGCAGUCCCUUUCGGACGAUGUUUACCAAAACCUGGCUGUGGAAGACUGGAUCCACGAGCAGGUGAGCUUGGAAAACCGGCAGGGGGAAGGCAACCUCAGGCUCAUGCGGCAGAAAGGCAUAAAACUGGCCAGGAGGAGAAGCGGCGGGGGGACAGUCUACCACGACCUAGGGAAUAUCAAUUUGACGUUCUUCACAACCAGGAAAAAAUAUGAACGCAUGGACAAUCUGAAGUUGGUUGUGAGGGUGCUGAAGGCCCUGCGCCCGCAGAUGGAUGUGAACGUUACAGACAGGUACGACAUCGUGCUGGGCGGGCGUUACAAGAUCUCCGGGACCGCUGCUAAGCUGGGCAGGACAACUGCUUAUCACCACUGUACCUUGCUGUGUGGCACAGAUAAAUCUGUGUUGUCUUCAGUGCUGAAAAGCCCUUAUAAAGGGCUCAAAAGCAAUGCCACUGCCAGCGUGCCUUCCUCGGUGAGAAACCUCUUGGAAGAGGAUCCUGCUUUAACUUGUGAGCUGCUCCUGGAGGCCAUUGCUGAAGAAUAUGCUACGCAGCACCAAAUAGAUCAUCACGUCACCUUAAUAAACCCUGCUGAUGAGGCUGUGUUGCCCGGAAUCAAUAAUAAGACUAAAGAACUGCAAACCUGGGAAUGGGUGUAUGGAAAGACACCAAAGUUUAGUAUUAGCACGUAUUUUGACAUGGCCUAUGAGGAUUCUGUUCUUGAGGUUAAAGUGGAUAUGGAGGUAAAGCAUGGAAGAAUAGAAGUCUGUAACAUCAAUGCACCAGAGCACUGGCUGCCUCCAGGACUGUGCCAGGAGCUGGCAAAGAGCCUCACUGGCUCCAGGUUUUGCCCAGAUGAAGUCACUGUGCUAGCAAGCACUGUGCUGAGAACGUGUCCCCCAAACGACGAGUUGCGCAACAAGUGGAAUCUUUUAUGUGAGAACAUGAGGAUGUUAAUGUGA
This is a messenger RNA of Tinamus guttatus (white-throated tinamou), 1062 nucleotides long. NCBI's taxonomy places the organism in Eukaryota, Metazoa, Chordata, Aves, Tinamiformes, Tinamidae. The record is from RefSeq and is a predicted model, not a curated record.